AUGAAUAACAUACAAUCUCUUGCAAGCUCUCCACCAGCAGCCGUAGACGACGAGAUGUCCUCUUCGAGCAGCCCGCUCGAUGGCGAAUCGAGCCGAGCCCGGUACUCGUUACCCGUGACGCUCUACGAACGAUACCAUGGCGAGGAUUCAGAACAAGAGGUCGAAGAAGAGCUACGAGAACGCGAGCUCAAUUACGGUUUCCGUGCGUCUCGUACUCGUCCAUUUCCCAGUAGUGCCUCGUCCCAGGCCUCUCAAUCACGGCGGCUCAGUCCAACGGCGAUCCUCAGCGAAGACCUGCAGACGGCAGCUCUAGUGGAACGUGCACAUCUCCAUGACCUAGAUGGUAGUCUUGAAGUCGAGGGCACUCCACAGGCUCAUACCAGAAUGGCCGUCCAAGCAUCUGGUGACCACGCGUUUGCGACAGAUCGUGUCGCCCGUCUCCCCACCGAGCUGUAUUCCCUCAUCGCUGCAGUCGCCCUAUCGGAACGUCCGAUUGCCAAGAUUCACACAUUUAGAAAGUCGCCAUGGCAGAUCAUUGUUGGCGCAACGCUGGCCAGUCGGGCUCUCCGAGCCGCCUUUAUGCACGCCUGGUUCAGGGUUUUGCGUAUUAGACAAGUCGGAGAUUUCAACUACAUAGAUCAGAAAAUGCCCUGGAUGUUCCCAUGGGUUCGGGAAAUACAUUGGCAUUACCGUUUCCCCAUCUCCUGCAACGAGACGCAUGUUCUACCUAAAUUCAUUCAUGCCGUUCUCAUAUCCUUCAAGACGUCGGACAACCGACUCGGAAAUGAGCACUAUAUGACAAUGGUUCACAAAGCCAUGCCAUAUCUUGGAACAAUCCCAAAUCUCACUCGACUUUCCCUCACCUGUCGGUCACUCUUUGAUGUUCAUUUCCUCACCUCUCUAGCCUCGAGCUGGCCAGCACUAGAGUGUCUGCGACUUGCUCGUCCACUCAAAGACGAUUCCGACAUGAAGGCUUACAUCCUAUAUCGCUACGAGUUUGAUUCUUAUCACGCUGUCAUCGAGCGUCUCGUCAGCUGUCUUCGACGUCUGAAAUAUCUGGCCUACAUUGCAAUCGAUCUUGCAUUUGCCGACUUUCGUCUUAUGCGCGCCACUCAUGUCCAUAAUGGGCUUGCUCCAGAGAUCCCUGCGGAUAUCAAGCUUCCUAGGAGCCUUCGACCACCAAGCCCGCUACUACACAUUGAUCCUGACGGGGACACGGUGAUGAAUGAUGGCGCCUCAGUGACGCCAUCUCUCACAAAUGGCAUUGCCGCUCUCAACGUCUCGGAGUCGGGCUCAGUCCCGGCCCCGUUGACUGCCGCCAACUUGGCUUUUGCGCUCUCUCCGACUGCGCACGACCAAACAUCGAACCCGCUCGAGUGUCCGCUCUGCUUGCGGACAUUCCGAACACACUCGUACUAUAUCGAGCAUCAAGUUGCACAAGGGUUGGGCCGCGGCAUUCCAUCCCUCGCGGCAGCCCGUUUCCGUGCGAGCUUCCCCGUCGCGGAUGCCGGAGAUGCCAAAGAGAACAAGUGGCUGAUCAAGCGAGCGCUAGAGGUGGAUCCAAUGACGGGAAUGAAGGAGGAAAAGGUCGUGGUAUGGGUUCCACGGUGGGAGUAA
Messenger RNA from Serendipita indica DSM 11827, 1617 nucleotides. Lineage: Eukaryota; Fungi; Basidiomycota; Agaricomycetes; Sebacinales; Serendipitaceae. The record is from the annotation of a GenBank genome assembly.